GACCCGGUAGACGCUCCGCUACAGGCGCGGGGAAGAGGUUAGGCUGGCCGGGCACAAAAGGACGAGACUUCAAUUCCCGGAGGGAAGACCAACCAGGUGGACCCCUAACCUCCCGGAAGUGACGAUCCGGGGGCAAGCGACGCCGCAGCCAGGCCUUCCCGAGCUGGCCCGGUCCGAGAGGGCCGCGCGCAGCAUGGCGGAAGCGGAAGGGAGUUCUCCGCUCCUGUCGCAGCCGCCGCCGCCCCCUCCUCGGAUGGCGGAAGUAGAAGCGCCGACGGCGGCCGAGACGGACAUGAAGCAGUACCACGGGUCCGGUGGCGUCGCCAUGGACGUGGAGCGGAGCCGCUUCCCCUACUGCGUGGUAUGGACUCCCAUCCCGGUGCUCACGUGGUUUUUCCCCAUCAUCGGCCACAUGGGCAUCUGCACGUCCACGGGGGUCAUUCGGGACUUCGCUGGCCCCUACUUUGUUUCGGAAGACAACAUGGCCUUUGGAAAGCCUGCCAAGUUCUGGAAACUGGACCCCGCCCAGGUAUACGCCAGUGGGCCCAAUGCAUGGGACACAGCUGUGCACGAUGCCUCUGAGGAGUACAAGCACCGCAUGCACAAUCUCUGCUGUGACAACUGCCACUCACACGUGGCCUUGGCUCUGAACCUGAUGCGUUACAACAAUAGUACCAACUGGAACAUGGUGACGCUCUGCUUCUUCUGCCUGAUUUAUGGGAAGUACGUCAGUGUUGGAGCCUUUGUGAAGACCUGGCUGCCCUUUGUCCUUCUCCUGGGCAUCAUCCUGACCGUCAGUCUCAUCUUCAACCUGCGGUGAUGGCCCCCAAGGAGGCCCCGCCACCACCCCGUCCCAGUUCUUUUAUCCCCACCCUCAGGCAGUAGAGUCAGGGCUUGGGACGGAAGUGCUGAGGUAGAGUGAGAUGAGGCCAUUUAGAGCCUCCUUGUCCUCUCUCCUGGGCUUGUGGCCUCACCCUUGUGGUAUCCCCAUUGCUGUCCUGGGAAGGCCUUCCCUUAGAGCGCCUCCUGCCACAGUCACUGGGCUGUUUCUGCCAUGCCCAGGACUCGGUGAGGGCACAGUGAGGACACGGUGGGCAAAGCUGGAUUUGAAGCUGCUUUCUGGCUGGUUGUCAUGUCCCGAAGUGGGAUGUGGUGUUCUGAAACGUGCUGUGAGCCAAGAGACUUGGAACCUUCUCUGCUGGCCUAGAACGGACUGGAAGGGCUGGCUAGGCUCUUCCCUGUCUCUAGAGCUCUGCUAGCAUAGUGUGUACCCCAUCGCUCCUCAUCUGAGCCCUGGCUAGCCAGGUGAAUGGGUGCAUGCAGAGUGGGUCCCCUGUAAAUCAGGUAAGGUGAAUCCCACUGUUUCCAGGCCAAGAAGUCCUCCUGCUGGUGAUAGAACCCCUUAUGUUCAGAGUGUGGUAACCCCAGAGCAGCUGGUGCACCAUGGGUUGGCUGGCUCUACUUCCGGUUGCUGCAAUGGGCCCUGAGCAGCCUGCCUCACCCCCUGCUCCUUUAUAAGGGGCUCCCUGGCAGGAAAUAAAGUUUCAAGUCCA
Messenger RNA from Onychomys torridus (southern grasshopper mouse), 1553 nucleotides. It is a transcript of the gene Tmem222, whose product is annotated as transmembrane protein 222. The transcript has 6 exons. Bases 194 to 820 code for a protein of 208 amino acids. Lineage: Eukaryota; Metazoa; Chordata; Mammalia; Rodentia; Cricetidae. The record is from RefSeq and is a predicted model, not a curated record.